AUGUCAAGUCAUCCAUAUGUAAAAGCAUUGUUUGCAGGCACCUCAAUAAUCGGAUUUGGAUAUUUAUUAAUGAAAUUUUCAACACCAACCAGAGAGCAAAUAUAUGAAAAAUUAUCACCUGAAGUUAAACAUUCAAUCGAAGGUCCUGAAAAUCAAGAAAGAAUGAAGCAAAUCAUGACAGUAAUGAGAAAAGCUGCAGAAACUGAUAAAACAACAACAGAAACAGUGUAUUCAGGUGGAGAUGGCAAAUGCCCUUCAUCUCCUUCUGGUGAUAAUGAUGAUUUACUUGAGUCAUAA
Molecule: messenger RNA, 297 nt
Organism: Entrophospora sp. SA101
Lineage: Eukaryota; Fungi; Glomeromycota; Glomeromycetes; Entrophosporales; Entrophosporaceae
Source: the annotation of a GenBank genome assembly